This is a messenger RNA of Callorhinus ursinus (northern fur seal), 1141 nucleotides long. It is a transcript of the gene MRTO4, whose product is annotated as MRT4 homolog, ribosome maturation factor. Lineage: Eukaryota; Metazoa; Chordata; Mammalia; Carnivora; Otariidae. Gene Ontology annotation, cellular component: preribosome, large subunit precursor; nucleolus. Gene Ontology annotation, biological process: nuclear-transcribed mRNA catabolic process; ribosomal large subunit assembly; rRNA processing. The record is from RefSeq and is a predicted model, not a curated record. Gene Ontology annotation, molecular function: RNA binding.
GGCCGUCCCAUAGGCCCCCGCGCCGCCGGGGUCCUAGCAGGCAGCACCGCCUUCCGCCGCAUGUGCCUGCAGCGCGAUGCCCAAAUCCAAGCGCGACAAGAAAGUUUCCUUAACCAGAACUGCCAAGAAAGGCUUAGAACUGAAACAGAACCUGAUAGAAGAGCUUCGGAAAUGUGUGGAUACGUACAAGUACCUUUUCAUCUUCUCUGUGGCCAACAUGAGGAACAGCAAGCUGAAGGACAUACGGAACGCCUGGAAGCACAGCCGGAUGUUCUUUGGCAAAAACAAGGUGAUGAUGGUGGCCUUGGGUCGAAGCCCAGCUGAUGAGUACAAAGACAACCUGCAUCAGGUCAGCAAGAAGUUGAGGGGUGAGGUCGGUCUCCUUUUCACCAACCGCACCAAGGAGGAAGUGAAUGAGUGGUUUACGAAAUACACGGAAAUGGACUUCGCUCGAGCCGGAAACAAAGCAACUUUCACUGUGACCCUGGACCCCGGGCCCCUGGAGCAGUUCCCCCACUCCAUGGAGCCACAGCUGAGGCAGCUGGGCCUGCCCACUGCCCUCAAGAGAGGUGUGGUGACCCUGCUGUCCGACCACGAGGUGUGUAAGGAGGGCGACGUGCUGAGCCCAGAGCAGGCCCGCGUGCUGAAGCUUUUCGGGUAUGAGAUGGCUGAAUUCAAGGUCACCAUCAAAUACAUGUGGGAUGCACAGUCUGGAAGGUUCCAGCAGAUGGGAGAUGACUUGCCCGAGAGCGCAUCCGAGUCAGCAGAAGAAUCAGAGGGGGAAGAUGACGGCUGAGAGAUACUGGGGACGGACUGUGGGACCACCACCCCGCUCGCUGAACAGCAGGGAGGGCGAGAGGGAUGGACUGCUUUUCUAUAAGGAAUAAAACUGUCUGCAAAGUGGCUCCUGUGGACAGCAAAGAGGACUUUUCCUAGAAAAAAGGCCUUGGUUUUGGACUUUUAUUUGGAUUCUCUGGGUUCCUUUUGUUUGCCUGGAGCCAGCUUCCAGCACUGGCUCCCGCAUGAUGUCUGGGGACGUGAGAGCCACCCCCAGAGCCGGGGCUUCUCUCCUCUGGCCCUUUUGUGCCUCCUGGAAAUGGGGGUUUGCCAAGGAAUAAAGGAAGCCUGGCCACCCUUCCUA